Hyposmocoma kahamanoa is the source of this 498-nucleotide messenger RNA. Its product is annotated as U11/U12 small nuclear ribonucleoprotein 25 kDa protein-like. Gene Ontology annotation, biological process: mRNA splicing, via spliceosome. Bases 13 to 480 code for a protein of 155 amino acids. Lineage: Eukaryota; Metazoa; Arthropoda; Insecta; Lepidoptera; Cosmopterigidae. Gene Ontology annotation, cellular component: U12-type spliceosomal complex. The record is from RefSeq and is a predicted model, not a curated record. The transcript is spliced from 3 exons.
UUCAAAUUAAAUAUGUGCGAUAUAACUGACAGCGAAGGGUCACUAGCUGCAACAUUGUCUCACGACGAACUGCUGGAGAUCACUCAAUCUUCAAUUAGCACGCUUUUGACCUGCGAUCCUUUGCUCUCAGAUCUUCCUCCAGAUAUUACUCUUGAAGAGGUUUUGUCUCAGAUUGCUGUAGAGCAUGGCCAAGCUAUUACAAUUUUCAUAAACCGGGAGGAUGAACCAGUGUUGAAAGUUGUUGUCCCUCAAAGUGCAACUGUCAGUGAUCUGAAGAAGGCGAUUGCAAGGCAUUUUGAGAUUUACCAAAAAAGAAUAAAGAACAAAGUGAAAAUAUCCUGGAAAUACAUUUGGAAAACAUAUGAUCUCAAUUACGAAGGCCUCAUAUUAGAUUGUGAUCACAGAAGUAUAGAUGAAUACGGAGUAACAAAUAAGGUUACAUUGACUUUCAAGAAGAGAAGGAAAAGGAAAAGAAUAUAAAAUGAUUACUAACAUUUA